Molecule: messenger RNA, 3094 nt
Organism: Vigna angularis (adzuki bean)
Lineage: Eukaryota; Viridiplantae; Streptophyta; Magnoliopsida; Fabales; Fabaceae
Exons: 9
Coding region: 52-2436 (794 amino acids)
Source: RefSeq, a predicted model, not a curated record
AUUCAACCUAAACAGUCUCAAGCAGGUUGCUGACAUUUUCCCUACUACCACAUGCAUCAACUUCUGCGAUCUGUGCGAGAUGACUGGGAGCCUGUCUCGUGGGAAGAUAUUAUAGUAUUGCUACAACGGUAUGGAUUCGAUAGGCAGGCAGCACUAAACAUGAUGAAGUUACGUAGAGAACUUGAUCAAGCUAAAGAAGCGACGAUUGUAAUAGAAUAUCCAGAAGCAAACCAUUUACACUUUGAAAGCUUAGGGAGUUUAAAGAAAUAUUCUCUUGGAGAUAUCGUUCAGUGGCCAUCAUUAAAGAAAGUGACUGUGAACGAUUGUCCCAACAUAACAAAGUUUGGUUUGGGAAGAACAAAAUCAGUAAUCUUGGAAAACCAAGCGUCUCUGGCAGAUAUUUUUGAAUCAUUGAAUGAUGAGUUUUCAACGAUUGUUGAAUAUGAGAUUGGUGACACUGAGGAAUUACACAAAAGAAUGCAUAACCUUCAACCUUCACAUUUCACCAACCUUGUAGUGUUUCGAGCAAAAAACUGUGAUGAAAACUUGACUACAUUAAUAUAUAUUUUGAUGAAGAGGUCAAAAAAGCUUCAAAUUAUUGAAAUUCAGUGUUGUAAAACAUCAGGAUAUCUAUUUGACGAUUUGGAUCCUACUCUUUUGGAUGAAAAGUUUAAGUAUUUGAGAGAAAUAAAGGAAUUAAAGGUAAUCCAAGUAUAUGAGAUGGUGUCAUUAUGCCGUUGGGAUGUUAAAGAAUAUUUUGACUUCAAAAGUCUGCAAAUUGUACACCUCAAAAGUUGUCCCUCUGUAAAGGUUCUCUUCUAUUCAUCAUCCUUUUCCACAGGGCUUUCCGAACUAAAGGAAUUAAAGUUAGAGGCAUGUGAGAAUUUAGAGGAAGUAGUUUACUACUAUACAUAUUCUUCUUCUUCUGUGUUCUUCCCAAGAUUAAGUAAAGUGGAGGUAAAGUCUCUCUCAAAAUUCAGGAGGUUUUCAAAAUUUUGUGAAUUUUUCUUAGAUCCAACGAAUAACACUUUACCUGAGUUGGAUGAAUUGAGAUUAGAUGGUUGUGACGUGUUGCUCUAUGUAGCCUCCUUUGAGACACCGCCCGAGAAGAUGAAAUUGAAGAAAGUCUUUGUGAGUAAUUGCUAUGCAUUGAAAAUGGUAAUACUGGUGAAGGAAAUACCUAACUCUAUAGAGCUCCUCCACGAAUUAGAUGAAUUGAUUUUGAUUAAUCUUCCUAAUUUAACUCACAUCAUCGACAAAGAAUGUGUUAGGUUAUAUCAAAAUCUACGUACUCUACAAGUAGAAAGAUGUGGGUUUCUUCAUUGGUUGCCAAUUCCUCUAACUUUAACAAAUAUGAAAAUUUUGGAUUGUGAUUCCUUGCAUAAGACCGUGGUCAUCAGAAAAGAAAAGGAAGAAAAAGAAAAAGUCAUUUUUUCUCAAUUAAAGGAGGUUAUUCUUCAAAAUCUAACAAAUUUGUAUACUGCAUUUCCUUUUGGGUCAGAAUUUCCAUCCUUGGAAAUACUGAAAAUAACAAAUUGUCCUUCUCUAAUGACAUUUGUUGAAGAACACAAUGAUUUGAAAGAGCAUAAAGAACAAGCUCUUUCAACAAGUUUCUUUCCAAAUUCGUUGUCAUUGGAAAAGUUGAAGGUGCUUUAUAUAAUAGAUCAAGAUAUUAAAGAGCUUUGGCACUAUAGUUUGUCUUCUGAAUCAUUUUGUCAGAUAGAAAAUUUGACUUUAAGCAACAAUAAUAAAUUGUUAAGUGUCAUCUCUUCUAGACUGAUCAUAAGAUUCAACAACAUGAAAGAUUUCACUUUAGACAAAUGUGAAUCAUUGAUUACAAUAUUCAUUCUUGAAGAUGAUCAUCCUAUGCAAGAAAUGUUUCCUCAACUGCGGAAAAUAUCAUUGAGCAACCUAAAUAAUUUGAAAUUUAUAUGGAACAAAGAACCUAAUGUUCCAUUCUUCUCAAAUUUGGCGUCACUUUUCAUUGUCCAUUGUGAUAGCAUUGAAAGUUUAUUUUCACUUUCUUCCUCCAAAUAUCUUAAGAAACUCAAAUUACUGAGGCUGUAUAGUUGUAAAGAACUAAAGCAAGUGAUCUCGAGUGAUGAAGAUGAAAAUGCAUCUACCAAUUUUCCCCAAAUGAAAUGUCUAGUAUUGAAGGAUCUUCCAAAGUUGGUGAAUUUCAGUCAUUAUCAUGGAACUCUUGAUUGGCCUAGUUUACAAACUUUAAGGGUUAGCAAUGUUCCAAGUAUGAAAAUAUUUUCAAGAGGCAACAUCAACACACCAUUGUUGAGAUCAAUAGAUAUAACAUUUAUUAAGAAGCUUUGGUUUGAAAAUCUAAAUAAGACUAUAUCAUUUAUUUACAACAAUCCAGAAUUAAUUAAAGUGACUCAAAUAAAAAAAGAGGAACAACUUCAACAACAAGACAACAAUGGAUAAAAGAAUGAACAUUAAUCUCUUGAGAAUCGAGACUUAGGAUUACUCUUUGUGGCGACCUCUUCAAGAUUAAGCGAUGAAUUUAUCAAUUUAAGUGAAUUUUGGCAUAUAAAUUUCUGGGAGCUCCAAUGGUGCUCUCAUUAGGCGCGUACUAAGCUUGUCGAGAGAUUUAUUAAGAGAAUUAUCCUAGUGCUACUAUCGUUGGACAAGUUUUCCAGUCGCUAACCGAGUGGAUGAUCUUGCUGAGCAAGACUAAAAGAGUGAUUCAAUUAAUGCCAUGAUAAAUUGUUUUAGUGGAUUUGAGUCAUAUGAGAAGUAUUGACCGUAUAUAUAAGUGUAUGGAUGAUACUAUGUAUGGUUGGAAUAUAGAUGAGAAUGAACUAUAGGGGUUCAAAGAGGUUCUGGUGAAAAGCUUUUUUUGAAGUUUUAGUGACUUGUAUAGAAUUUACCUUGUGGGUUAUUGUUAUACAUCACAAGUGUUAAACUUCCUUUUAGUCCAACAUGAAUGUGUUUUAUUCAAAUAAUAGAGUCUAGAAUAGUGUCUUUUGAUGUGAUUGGUGUUCUAAGAUUGUGUUAUUGACUUGGCUUAUCAAUCUUACUUGUUUAAUGAUUAUAUGAUAAAUUCUUUUGUGCAUUAGUUUAUCCAUAUUUUUGCUUAUGU